Aphanomyces astaci is the source of this 1737-nucleotide messenger RNA. RefSeq lists its product as hypothetical. Lineage: Eukaryota; Oomycota; Saprolegniomycetes; Saprolegniales; Verrucalvaceae. The transcript is spliced from 4 exons. Bases 1 to 1737 code for a protein of 578 amino acids. The record is from RefSeq and is a predicted model, not a curated record.
AUGCCCUACACCAGUCCUCCCAACACGCCCCCCCGCCACCGCUACUGCACCCAGACAGCGCCGCCGCCGCCGCUCUUGGCGAAUCCAGCGCCUCCCCCUCCCCCCGCCCGACAUGCACACGGCCCGCAUCCAACGGGACAACGUCCUCCACAGGGAAACCCUAGAGGAUUCCGAGCCAACGCGCUUGACUUCCCCAUCAUUGCCGACUCUGACUUGCCGGCACACAAGGCCACACAAUUCGGGACCCCAACAAUUCGGGACCCCAACACCCGGGGGAGCACACACACCCAGCCUUAUAGCCAUCAGCAACCACCGGGGCUAUAUCCCGCUGCCCACAAAGCGGACACGAACAGCGAAUGGCUCACCCAGGCAGCCACCCGCGACACAGGUCCACACCACGUUAUGGUCAUGGGCGGCGAUUUCAACAGAUGUGAUCGGUCUUCUCCAACGCCACGCUCUGGCCCCAACAAUGAUAUCGGCAUCGCCUUCCAACAAUGGUCUCAGCGCAUGGGUCUCGUCACCACCUUCCGUCACCGCCACCCUAACUUCGAACGAUACACAUACGCCCGCAACAACACAACCGUUGCUCUAGACGACAUAUACAUCUCGGCCCGAACAGCCCACAAAAUGGGAGCUAGUGGCAUCUGGCUGCACACCAUCCACUCCAGUGACAAUGCAGGCACUCCAUACAUGGCCAUUGACCUGUUCCCCGGCGAUCACACUCCCUACCGACUUACUGGGGUCCAGCCCAUCCGCGCAGUCACCCGCAACCUUGCAAAGGUUGAAAUUAAUUCCUUCGGCGCGCACACAUCAAAACUCCUCCUCGAGGGUCAACUACCCCAACUAACCCCCGCGCCCCCCACCAAAGCCGCCACAACGUGGUCCCCCCAAGAAAUCGUGGACUGGCUCGACGAAGCCGUCCGCAACCUGUAUGACAUCCUCUACACCAGCGCGAAACUCAAAUGGGGAGAAACCAGCCAAACCAGGAAAGCCCUCAACAGGGCAGUCGAAAUACAGAGAAACAACCAGUGCACCGCGCAUCUCCGCCAACUGUUUCGCCUCCAUGAGGCGAACCUGCACACUGGCACAGAAUUCACCCGACUUGCCCACCUAGUGGAAUGGCCCAAGUGGAUCCGCAAUCCCAACGUUCUCCCCCCUCGUGCUGGCACCGCGCUGGAGCCAUUGCUGUUGGCAAAUGGUGGACUACAAUGCCUACCGAACAGAACCCUGCCCACGACUGGGACCUCUGGCCCCGACAUGGACUCGCACGCUGGACCAACGUCUGUCGCAAACGUAGGGACUGUCGAACUACCAGCCUACGCCAAACACGAAUGCAACAACGUACGGCAUGGUUUAAAAGCCGACAAAUCCGGAAAUUCCUCCGCUCGGCAUUCGGUACUACCGCACCGCCCAUCUCUAUACAGAGCGUCAUUGUCCGUCCCGACGAUGGCCCCCGCGAACGCGCCCCCGGCACCUGACACAGGUCUGGAAGCCAACCGCCAACAAGUCCCACAAUUAGUCCGCGACUGGCUCCUCCAUGACGUCGAUCGCCCCGACGAGGUCACACAUGCCUUCCAAACCCCUGAGGGCACCACUUGGGACACGUACCACUAUGAUGAAGACAUCCAAGCACGCUGCGAACGCAGUCUUCGUACACGCGUCUCCCCAGAACAUGGGGGCGUUCACAUGAACUCUGGAUCGGUGCCCCGGCAUGCAUACGCGAUCGGGAACGGGUGA